This is a messenger RNA of Neomonachus schauinslandi (Hawaiian monk seal), 2958 nucleotides long. It is a transcript of the gene TELO2, whose product is annotated as telomere maintenance 2. The record is from RefSeq and is a predicted model, not a curated record. The transcript is spliced from 21 exons. The coding region runs from base 251 to 2719 and encodes 822 amino acids. Gene Ontology annotation, molecular function: telomeric repeat DNA binding; Hsp90 protein binding. Gene Ontology annotation, biological process: protein stabilization; telomere maintenance via telomerase. Lineage: Eukaryota; Metazoa; Chordata; Mammalia; Carnivora; Phocidae. Gene Ontology annotation, cellular component: cytosol.
UCACGCCUCUUCCGGGUCCCGGGUUUCGCGGCAGGUUCGUCGCGAUCUGCCCGCGGGGUCCGGCCCCACAGACUCGAAAAAUUCAGCGGCAGCUCUGCCAACGCACGGGGAGCUCGUGCUCCGCGGUCUCACGCUCUAGUCCGCGAACCGCGUGCGAAGCUGGGCCUCGGCGGCCGGGGCGAAUCGGCGGAGGGGUGGUAGCGGCGGGGCUGCCCGUGAGCGCGCCGGCGAGACUCCGGGACCGAGUGGGAUGGAUCCAGCGCAGUCUGCAGUCACGCUCACCGUCCGGGAAGCACUUCAUACCCUUUCCUCUUCUGAGGAUGGCGGCCGCCUCCUUUCCACCCUGGGGGCCCUGAAGCGGUAUCUCAGUGGAGCAGAGAACUCAGCCCUUCCCGGGGAGCAGGAGGAGUUUGCCAGGAUGCACUUUUCCGCUGUUCUCCGAUGUCUAGUGGGCAGGCUGAGCCCAGGCUGGCUGGAGCUUCUGCCCGACGGCCAGCUGGAGGACCUGUGGGCCAGCUUUUUCCUGGAGGGCCCUGCUGACCAAGCCUUCCUGGUGCUGAUGGAGUCCAUCGAGGGUGCCGCCGGCCCGAGCUUCCGUCUGAUGAAGAUGGCGCAGCUGCUGGCCAGGUUCCUGAGCGCGGGUAGGAUGGCCGCGGUGAUGGAGGGCCAGUCUCGGCAGCUGACGGAGCCGGCCUUCCGCCUGCUCCAGGAGACGCUCCUCACCAAGGUGGUGGGCUUGCCCGACCACCUAGGCAACCGUCUGCAGCGGGAGAACCUGGAAGCAUUCCUCCCCCAGAAUUACUUCCCUCUGCUCGGGGAGGAGAUCAUGCGGGUGCUGCAGGCGGUGGUGGACUCUCUCCGAGGUGGCUGGGACUGCUCCGUCUCCUUCCUGUCUCAGGUGCUCGGGAAGGCCUGUGUCCACGGGAGACAGAAGGAAAUCUUGGGCGUGCUGGUGCCGCGGCUGACGGCGCUCACCCAGGGCAGCUGCCUCUGGCGGCGCGUGUGCUGGCGCCUGGUGGAGUGUGUGCCCGACCGGGCCAUGGAGGCUCUGCUAACGGGACUGGUGGAGGCUGCCUCGGGGCCCGACGUCCUCUCGCGGCUCCUGGGGAACCUGGUGUUGAAGAGUAAGAAGGCCCAGUUUGUGAUGACCCGAAAAAUUCUGUUCCUACAGUAUCGAUACUCGACGCCCAUGCUACAGAGCCUGCUGGGGUACCUGGCCAUGGACAGUCAGCGGCGCCUGCUCCUCAGACAGGUGCUGAAGGAGCUCCUGGAGACGUGGGGCAGCCCCAGUGCUGUCCGCCACACGCCUCUGCCGCAGCAACGCUACGUUAGCUCGGCCCUGCUCAUCUGCCUGGCGCACCUGCAGGACACGGAGCUCCGGGACAGCCGGGACGAGCUGCUGGCUAGCCUCAUGGCGGGAGUAAAGACUCGUCUGGACAGCAGCCUGCCCGCUGUGCGCCGCCUGGGCAUGAUUGUGGCCGGAGUAGCCAGCACCCGGAUCCACCCUGACGGGCCUCCCUUGAGGUUCCAGUACGAAGAGGAUGAGCUGAGCCGCGAGCUGCUGGCCCUGGCGGCGCCCCCGCCUGUGGCUGACAGCCCCUCGGAGGCGGAGGCAAGCCCGGCUGUAGAGACCCCUGACAGAGGGAGCAUGGAUGGUGGCGUCCCCCAGGCCCAGUCGGAGGGCUUGGGCUCUGACCUGGACAGUGACGAUGAGCUUGUCCCCUAUGACAUGUCGGGGGACCAAGAGCUGAAGAGUGGGAAGGCACCUGCCUAUGUCCGGGACUGCGUGGAAGCCCUGACCUCAUCCGAGGACUGGGAGCGCUGGGAGGCAACCCUGCGAGCCCUUGAGGGGCUGAUUGUCAGGAGCCCGGCUGCCGCCCGCGAGGUGAGCGUGGAGCUGGCCAAGGUGCUCUUGCACCUGGAGGAGAAGACGAGCGUGGUGGGGUUUGAGGGGCUGCGCCAGCGAGCCCUGGUGGCUGUCGUGGUCACAGACCCGGCCCUGGUCGCAGAGUAUCUGACCUCACAAUUCUACGCCCUCAACUUCAGCCUCCGGCAGCGCAUGGACAUCCUGGACGUCCUGACUCUGGCUGCCCAGCAGCUGUCUCGGCCUGGGCGCCUCCCCAAGGCUCCCCAGUGUGGCUCCCCGAGUCCCACCUCCCAGCCCAGCAGCACCCAGGCUCCCGCCUGGCGGGCAGUCGUGCAGGAGCGGAUCAGAAGCAAGACCCGGCGGUUCUCUCAGCGCUCUCCCAGGUGGGGGCCGGACGCUGGCCCCAACGAAUUCAACUUGGUGGCUGGCUACUUCUUCUUCCCCCUCAUUCGGCACUUUGACAGGCCUCUGGUGACCUUUGACCUUUUGGGAGAGGACCAAUUGGUUCUUGGGAGAUUGGUCCACACCUUAGGGGCCCUGAUGUACCUGGCUGUGAACACCACGGUGGCUGUGGCCAUGGGCAAGGCCCUCUUGGAGUUUGUGUGGACCCUUCGCUUCCAUGGUGACGCCUAUGUGCGCCGGGGCCUGCUGUCCGCAGUCUCCUCUGUCCUGCUCAGCGUUCCGGCCGAGCGACUGCUGGCCGACCUGCCUGAUGAGCUGCUGGAAGCCCGGCCCUGGCUGGCGGAUGUGGCAGAGCAGGACCCCGAUGAGGACUGCAGGGUGCUGGCGGUGAAAGCGCUCCUGCUUCUGGAGAAGCUCAGAGACACACUUGUCCCGCUGUCAUCUCCUUAGUCCCUGCUCAAGAAGGCCCUGCCCCGCUGGGGCUAGCCCAGCUGGCCUGAGGGCUCUGCCAGCGGUCCAUGCGAGGGCCUCCGGUGCUGCCCCCGUGGACAGGGCCACCUGAACGUGGCCCAGGGGUCCCGAGGAGGGAGGGAGCCGCUGGGGCCCCUGCGGGCUGCUUCUUAGCCUGUCCCCAAGCCCCUUCCUCACCCGAAUGCAGACUUUAAAAAACCACAAAAAGGAAGAAUAAA